AUGGGUUUUGAGACAGCGAGACACCUGGCAAGCCUGGGCAUGCAUGUUUUCAUAGGUAGGCUCCUGUCCAAUCACAUGCCUGCAGACAUACUGCUUCUUUUUCUUCAUUUAUAUUAACUCUUAGCCUCUGCAAGCCAGUGUUACUUCACAAUUUACCCUGAAUCAUAGUGUAAACUAACCAGGCAGAUGUAGUGCAGACAUGAAAUAAGUGCAAAAAUCUUUUUUUUUUAAAUUAUUAUUUUUUACUGUAAUAACACAAAUUCUUUCAAAGUGUAAUACUUAAAACAGAACAUGUCUAAAAGUCUGUAGCAUACCUUUUAACCAUGACUCUGUCUUUAGUACUAAUUAGUAUUCAGCUUCCACAUGCAUGACUUAGGCUGAUCUCUGCACCAUGUCAGCUGAAAUGAUAACUGACUUAUUUUAAGAUAUGACUCAGAAAUUCAAACAAAGGGAAACACCCGCACACUGUCCAACUUGCAGAGAAAAGAACAAUUUUAAGCGAUGUUUCGGGACUAGACCUUGAUCAGGCAACAGUUUAAUACCUAAACGUUGAAUUAAAUUGUUCCUUUCACUGCAAGUUGGACAGUGUGUGGGUGUUUCCCUUUAUUUGUUUAAUUAUAGAUGUGCGAAGUUACCUCUUGAUUUAGAGAAAAUAGUGUGUUGUAUUUUAAAACCACUUAAGAGCUUGCAAAUAUUUUGUCUCAGUUACUGCAUGCCACUUGCAUAAUUUGAAGGUAUAAAAGUGUAGAAAACUAACACCUUGCAUCUUUUGUUUAGUAGAAAAUUAGAUUGAUUUUCCUCCAUGGUGCAUUAAUGAUUGGCACCAAUAUAAACUGAGAUGAUGUGGGCUUUAGGCACUUUAAAAAUAAGAUUAAAAUCUGCUGGACUUCUCCCCAACUCUGAUCUUCAUCACCUCCAGUUGGAAACGAAAGAGAGGAGGGAGCUGAGGCCGUCAAGAAGAUCCAAAAAGAAGGAGGCGAGGGGAAAGGUAAACACCUGUCUGUCUACACCUGAAUGUUUGACAGUGGUCCCAUCAGAACACCCUCCGUUUAGGGAGGUCUGCAGAUGUAAGCAGGUCAACUAUAGUGUGCACACUCUGUUGUGUUAAAUAAACCUGUUGUAGUCCAGAUGUUUAAAUGUGGGAGUGCAAUGCUUUUCAGAUGUAGGAUCUGUAGAGGGUAACGGCUUCUGUUUAGGUAAGCUUCUUAAGAAAGAUGGGAUUAAAAUGUGUAAAAUAUUAGCCUCAGUUUUACCAGAGAGGCCUGUUGUAGCUUGGUUUAUAAUCUCCAAAAAUGCAGAACAAUGAGUUCUGGAUAACUUUAUAUGGAAAACUGAUCCUGACACACUGAUCUGACUGUGUGCAGCUCUGAAUAAAUCUCAUUCAGGCUUCGGCUCUUUCUGAUUUUGUUAGUUUACAACUGUGCAACCAUAGAGCAUAGGCAUCAUCAGCACACACAGCUCUCUGUUUUAAUGCAACUCUGCUUUACAUGCUUUUAUUAUCACGCUAGUGUAAUUUAAUAUGGGUGUUGUAGCGUAGCGAGGGAUAUUGAUGCAAUUAGCGGGACCUGUGGAUGAAAAAUACCUGCAGAAGCUCAGACUGCACCAGGAUUACAGCUUUAAUCCAGGAGGCCUCAUUCAGGGUGGAUUCACAUAUCUCUCUCUCUCUCUCUUUCUCUCCUUCCAUGCCUCUCUCUCUCGCUCUUUCUCGCUCUCUCUCUCUCGUUUUCCCUCUCCGUCCACCCCCCCUCUCUCUUUCUCUCUCCAUCCGUCUCUCUCUCUCUUUCUUUCUCCGUCUGUCUCUCUCUUUCCUUCUCUCUCUUUCUCUCUCCAUCCGUCUCUCUCUUUCUGUCUCUCUCUCUCUUUCCUUCUCUCUCUGUCUCUCUCCAUCUGUCUCUCUCUCUCUCUCUCUUUCUCCGUUUCUCUCUCUUUCUCCGCCGUCUCUCUCUCUCAUCUCUCUCUCUCUCUCUUCAUUCACCCCUCUCUGUCUUUCUCUUUCUCUCUUUUCUUUCCAUCCGUCUCUCUCUCUCUCUCUCUCUCUCUGUCCCUCUCUCUCCAUCUCUCUUUCUCUCUCUCUCUCUCUCUCUUCGUCCACCUCUCUCUCUCUCUCUUUCACCAUCUGUCUCUCUCUCUCUUUGAUACGGUACUACAGUUUCAAUCAAAUUUAACCCAUUAAAUAAUCACUCAGUUACUUUAAAGCUGCUCUCAUUGAUGCAUUUGAUGCUAAUUAAUCUUAUUCAGCUUCUCAUACAGAGAGUUUUGACUCUUUUGCUCUAAAUCAUACCCUCUCCUGCAGCAAUGGGAUUUGAUCUGGCCUUAAUUUUAGCAGCAAUUUCAAAAUUGCAAAGCAUUUUGGAAAAUUUUAGUUUUUUUCCUAGAUUUUGACUGUAGUUAAGUGGUAAAUUACAUUGCGAAAGUUAGGAAAACAUGUUAUUCAAGUCAGCUGGUAUGGUCUAUUUCCUGGCAAAUAUAAAAGCUUUAGUCAUGGUUAAAGCAUCAAUAAUGGAAAUCAACUGAAAAGCAGAGACUAAAUAGAAACAAGUAGCAUAAGUUUUCAAGUUUUGCAUAGUUGUUUGUUUGUUAGUUAAUUCCACUUGGACCAGCUGUCUUUUUAAUAAAGUCUGUGUUGACUAAGAAUCUGAAAUAAUGGCAGAGGCUUCAAAUAAACAAAUGAACCAAAGCUGAAGGGAAAUAUGCUGAAUCAAAAAAAAAAAAAACUCUCUCUGAGACUUCAGUUCAUCAUUAAUAUUUAUAACUUUGGGCUUUUAAUCUAGAGCUCUCCCCAACAUUUUAAAUCUUUAUAAAUUAGAAAACAUUGUUAAUUUCUGCUUGUCUCCACUAGAGAGUCAGGUUUUAAGAUUACCACCAUUUUUGUAGAAAUGUGGACAGAGAGGAGAGUGUAUUUUUUUCAAAAGGUUCAGACCAUUGUCAUCUCAGUUUAAUUCACUUUGUGUUAUCUGCAUGGAAAAAACAUUUGCAAACCAUUGAGAGAUUAAAAAAAGAGGAGUACAAAGGUAAAGCAAGAGGCAGGAGAGAGUAAGAGCAAAGAACACAGAUCAUAUAAAACAGUGGUUCUGCAUGUUUUGGAUGUUUCCCUGCUCCAACACACCUGAUUCAAAUGAUCAAGCUCUGUAAUGGUUUACUAACGAGCUAAUCAUUUAAAUCAGGUGUGUUGGAGCAGGGAAACAUCCAAAACAUGCAGGACAGUGGGCCUCGAGGACUGGACUUGAGAACCACUGAUAUAAAACAUUAAAUUCUCUCUGUUAAGUAAGAGGAUGGGUGCAUUUUCACAAUUUCUGCUCAAAUGAUUCCUCUUAUAAUCAGUCAGUAGAAUUAAAACCAUUAUACCAAAAGCAUAACAGCAUUAAGAAAUGCAGAAACAAUCUACAUGUCCAAUAAAAGGUUGCAACUCUCCAAAAAAAAAUGGUAGAUAUAGAAAAUCAUUUGACCAAAGCAGAAAAUUAUAUCCUUCACAAAAACAUAUUAAUAAGCUGUGAUGACACUUAAAGCAAAGGCUCCCCAAAGUCUACAUUCUCCCCCUUGUGGUGUCUUUGGGUACUGUAGGCUGGCCACUAAGGAUUAUGCAUAACUAAUAAAAAUAAGAAGACCUUUACCCCUUUUAUGAUAUAAUAUUGGCACUUAUUUAUCUGCUUUUUAAAAACUAUUUGUCUUUGCAAUACAUUUGAGAGUUGAUGGAUUAAAAAAUGUUGUGAAAGUUUGAAGUGUUAUGUAGAGUUGUGUGUUUGGAUGUUUAGCGGGUUCAGGGGUAUUUUUAAACGUUUUUGCACAGGGAUUAGUUCACUCAAUAGGAUUUAAAUCCUAGAGAGAACUGGUGCAGAGUUCAGCAAGAGCACAAACAGCAUUAAGACGGCUCUGCAUAACUUAAGAGAUCUUGUAGGUGGAAUUUUCCCUGAAAUGCACCUGUUUACAAACUUUCUCUCAGAACAAUGAUCAUGUUUUAUUCUCUUUGUGCAGCUGAGUUCGUGUUUCUUGAUCUGACCUCACUGAAGUCAGUUCGACAGUUUGCACAGUCGUUCAAAAACAAAGGACUCCCACUCCACCUGCUGGUCAACAACGGUAACAUCCUCACCUCCCGAGCAUGAAAUGAGUAAAUUCAUGAUUUAGGGUUCAAUCAUCAGACUUGGUUUGUUGAUUCUGUCCUCAGCUGGCACCAUGCUGGUUCCUGAGCGUAGGACGGAGGACGGCUUUGAGUUUCACUUCUGUCUGAACUACCUGGGUCACUUCCUGUUGACCAACCUGCUGCUGGACGUUCUGAAGAAGUCUGGAAGGCCGGGCCGCUGCUCCAGGAUUGUCAACAUGUCAUCAGCCACUCACUACGCAGGAGUCAUGCAGAUGGACGACCUCAACAGGAGGUGAAUCUUCUGGUCUUUAGGACACCAAGCAGUCAUGUAAACUGUAUUUAGCUAAGUGGUUCAGUUCAUUUAAGUCUGACACUAACUCCACCUGUUCUCCUGAAACCCGCACAGUGUCAUCUGUACUCAUCCAUAUGCUAACAAAAACAACCACAAACACCAUGCCCCUCUCUCUCUGACUCCAGGAAACACUACAGCUCCCAUGGUGCCUAUGCUCAGAGCAAACUGGCUCUGGUCCUCUUCACCUACUACCUGCAGGAGCAGCUGACAGCCGGCGGCUACCACGUGAUCGUGAAUGCUGUUGACCCGGGCAUGGUGGACACGGCACUGUACGACAACCUGUGGACCCUUGCUCAGAUGCUGAAGAAGCCGGUGGCCAAAAUCCUCUUUAGGGUACAACUUUAAUAAAAUCAGAGUUUUCUUUGCAUAAAUUUUAGCUCAAAGUGACUAAAAAGUGCAGUUAAUUUUGAUCAUGUCUGAAGUACAUGUCUUUAUCCGAGCAGUUUAAACAAUCCAACUGAUCAAGGCAGACUCUCAUGUGGUUUUGAUCCAGACUUUUCUUAAACCAGAAACAGCUGUUAUGUCACUCUCUCCAGACACCAAACUACACUGAGGAAAAAACUAGUCUUAUAUUGGGAAAAAGCAGGAGCUGUUGGUCUACCUUUUACCCUGAUAACUUUGAAGAGGGGAUCCCAACCGAGAUAGAGCAUUUUGUUAGAGAGGAAGAGGAUUUAUAACCAUCAAAAGAUCAAAAGAAUAAACAUUUUACUUUGCCGGACACAGGAGUUGCUGUUCUGCUUCAGCCUAAUUUUGUUUUGCUGUUUUGAGAUGUAGACGUAUUGUGUUGCACCAUGUAUGCGAUCUAAGAAAACAACGACACACAUCAGCUGAAAUAAAAGGUUAUAAUCAAAGCAGAGGUAGACCAGCAACUCCUGUGUUCUGUCAGGUACAAUAACAGUUUCCUGAAGGAGCAGGUGUUUUAUUUGAAAGUAGAAAAAACUGUCACUUGAAUUUCUCUAAAUAAACCAAAUAUUAUUGACAAAAUAAGUAAUUGUAACUUGCAGAACGUGAGUUGGUGGUUUACUGCGAUCAAUUUCUUUGUUUUUUAAUUGUCAGUUUUAUAAGGUUGUGUGCAGAAAACAAGCCAUUGUCAUACUAAAGCCUUAACACUGCAUGUAGAUAAAAUAUUAGGGAGGCUGUAGACCAACAAUUCCUGUGCUUUGAGUUACUGCUCUGCCCCAUUAGCUUCUGUUUGUUGUGUUAUUUACUGUAAUACUGAUACCAUGGUAGAUCAAAAAAAACUGUUAAAAACACCAGUCUUAUAUUAGGACAAACUAACUAAGUAACUAAGGCAGAGGUAGACCAGCAGUUCCCAUGAUCUGUAAAGUAGCAUCCCUGUUUUCGACAGUGUAGUCUGCUGUCUUUAGAGAGAGCUAGUUUCUUCAGUUUCUGUUCAGACUUUCUACUUGUUCGACAUUCAAGCCCCAAAUACACAAAGAAGAAAGUCCAGAUUUAAACAUAAACAAAGUUGUUUAUCCACACGCAUGUAUAAAGAAGUCAUUCUUCCUCCUAACACAGCCUGUUGAUGUUUGUUGUUGUCUCCUCAGACUCCAGCAGAGGGCGCCUCCAUCACCCUGCUGGCUGCAGCAGCCUCAGAGUUUGAGGGCAUUGGGUCCUGUUACCUUUACAACGGGGAGAAGAGGCCAUCUGCGAAGGUCUCCUAUGACCCUGAGCUACAGGCCAAACUAUGGAAGAAGAGCUGUGAUCUGGUGGGGCUGCAGAAAGCCUGA
Xyrichtys novacula (pearly razorfish) is the source of this 6160-nucleotide messenger RNA. The record is from the annotation of a GenBank genome assembly. NCBI's taxonomy places the organism in Eukaryota, Metazoa, Chordata, Actinopteri, Labriformes, Labridae.